This is a messenger RNA of Auanema sp. JU1783, 663 nucleotides long. Lineage: Eukaryota; Metazoa; Nematoda; Chromadorea; Rhabditida; Rhabditidae. The record is from the annotation of a GenBank genome assembly.
AUGCCGAAAAAGUUUGCGAAUGAAAAUCCAAAGGUUACUGCAGCCCGGGAUCGUAAAGAAACAGCCAAGAAAACGGAACAGGAUCGCAAGCAGAAGGCUGUAGAGGAUGCAUAUUGGGAAGAUAAUGACAAGUUAGCUAACAGAAAGAUUCAGAGAAAAGAUGAUGAGGAGAAGAAGAAAGCUGAAGCUUUAAAAAGAAAGGAAGAAAACAGAAGAUUAGCGGAAGAAGAGUCCAAAGCAGUCGGUGGGAAAGUGGCAUCAUCUACAUCUAAGGUUACUAGAGCUGAUAUCGAAAAACAACGCGAAGCUGCGUUGCUUCAGAGACUUCAAGAAGAUCGUUUGAAGAAGUUAGAAGCUACUAAAAUAGAAGUUACUCCUGAGCACAAGUUAGAAGAAAAUAUCAAUAAACUCAGUCUUACUGAAGAAUCAGCUCGUAAUGUAGAUGAAGCUCUGCAAGUUCUAGGUGCACCUGGUGAUGAAGUCGAUAUGCAUCCUGAGAAAAGAAUGAAAUCCGCCUACCUAACUUUCGAAGAAACUCGCUUACCCCAACUUAAACAAGAACAUCCAACCUAUCGUCUUUCGCAAUUAAAGCAGUUGCUCAAAAAAGAGUGGCAAAAGUCUCCAGAUAAUCCAUUGAACCGAGUUCUAGCCAUGACUAAAUGA